Molecule: messenger RNA, 1695 nt
Organism: Penicillium vulpinum
Lineage: Eukaryota; Fungi; Ascomycota; Eurotiomycetes; Eurotiales; Aspergillaceae
Product: Zn(II)2Cys6 transcription factor
Exons: 3
Coding region: 1-1695 (564 amino acids)
Biological process (GO): DNA-templated transcription; regulation of DNA-templated transcription
Molecular function (GO): zinc ion binding; DNA-binding transcription factor activity, RNA polymerase II-specific; DNA binding
Source: RefSeq, a predicted model, not a curated record
AUGCAACGCAGAGCGCGCGCUGUGUGCACCCGAUGCCAUGGUCGCAAGGUUCGUUGCGACCUAGAAGGUCGGCCAAGUGGCAACUGUAGCCGUUGUGAGCAUGAAGGCCAUACGUGUCAACCUCACGUUGGACCUCGAAAGCAAAGGAAAGCACUCCGCUCCUCACUUCAUUCGUCAGAUACCAGCCUCCUGUCACUAAGCCGAACAGCCCCUGCUGUGACACACGAAUGCACAGUACAGGAAGCCACGCCCUCCCCCUUUCAACCUCUUGGCCAUCGUGAUAUCAGCUGUUUGGGACCUAACAAUGUCAAUGGCUGGCAGCAGCCAAAUUCCAUCGAUGGAAGUCAGCUCAUUCUGGACACAAGCCAAGCUUGUCGGCUUCCACCCCCUGUCAUUGCCCAUGCCUUUGCUGAUUUCUAUUUCCGGGAGCUAUUUUAUUUUGUGCCAGUUUUGGAUUACGGACAAUCCGAGAUACCAAGCUCUACUUUGCUACAGCAAUGCCUGUGUUUCGCGGGAAGUACCAUGCGUCAAAAAACAGGGCCAGCCGAGUGGACCACAUUUGCCAUUUAUGGGCGGAUAAAGACAUUGCUCUUUCUACACCACGAUCCAGCUCCAUUGAAUAUGCUCAGUGCUCUUUGUAUUCUCAGCACCUGGCUUCCAUAUUCUCCCGAUGCGAUAGUGCUGGAUAACCCCUGGCAAUGGGCUGGUAUGGGAAUCCGACUCGCAAUUCAGUUGCACUUGCACGAGGACGAGACAUACAGCCGAUUAGAGCAUCCUGGAAGAGCACGCAGAAUAUGGUGGUAUCUCGUUAUCAACGAUACUAUGCAGACGGCUUGCUGUGGGCGUCCUGGAAUGUUCCCCUUGGAAACGUCCGUCCCACUGCCUGUUCCUAGUGACUUCAAAGAUCCCGAUCUCGGAUCACGCGUUUUCUGCCACUUGGUAGAUCUCUGCACAAGUCUGAGGAAGGUUUUGGAUCUGGCUAGAGUUGAUAAUACCUCAUCAGAGGAGGCGUAUCUGAUCCUGGAGACACUGGGACUGCGGAGACAAUCGUGGCCUUUCGAAAUACAACUGUUCGACACUGAAUCUAGACGACCAUACAGUCGCGCUGUUACUGAGCUCCAUAUAUUUUACCUGGUGACUGUCAUUUUGAUAUGCUUCCUUGGCCGCCGGGACAACCCCUCGUUGUUUAAGUUUGCUUCGAUGACAGCUUCUUGCUGUGUUUCUCGGCUAUAUGAGGAGAUCAUCUACCACGAGGAUGUUCAAUACCUAUUACCAAUCCAUUCUUGGGUUAACCUUGUCGCUGGGAUCCCCCGAGCCUUCAGUGACAGCGGUGCAUUGAACCCAGACCGAGACGAGGAGCUCAGAAUCAGCACGCAGGUGCUGGAAACUAUGAGUGAGAAACAUACCUCCGCUGCUUACGUACUGGACAAAAUCAACGGUCUCAACAAAAUGCAUGCAGAUGCGUUUCCCGCUCAAUCUGAUAAUACGUGGGGUGCUUUUUCGGUACCUGAGCAAAUGAAGGUGGUUCAGCUCUUCCCUUUCCCCUCCAGCUUUUGCCCUAUGCUCAGCUUGCUAGGAACGGUGGAAACCAGUGAAACACAACCACCGGACGUGCUUGUUACUUCGUCUAUGGAUAGCAAUGAUUGGCCGAUAGAUUGGUCUUUCUUCUUAUUUGACGGUCCCAUGAGUUUUUGA